Fragaria vesca subsp. vesca is the source of this 1347-nucleotide messenger RNA. Its product is annotated as GDSL esterase/lipase At3g27950-like. The transcript is spliced from 5 exons. Bases 94 to 1191 code for a protein of 365 amino acids. Lineage: Eukaryota; Viridiplantae; Streptophyta; Magnoliopsida; Rosales; Rosaceae. The record is from RefSeq and is a predicted model, not a curated record. Gene Ontology annotation, molecular function: hydrolase activity, acting on ester bonds.
GAGUCGGUUUCUCUUUGUACACUUGAUAAACUCCAAACGCUGCUGUCUCAAAGUUUAAAGUACCACUUCAUAGUUGAUAAGUCUAAGCUUAUCAUGGAUCUUGUGAGGCUACUCUUUGCACUACUUGCCUUUCUAGCUUUGGGAGUGAAUGCUGGUGGUUCUGGGAGUUGUAGGUUUCCAGCCAUAUACAACUUCGGCGACUCAAACUCUGAUACCGGUGCUAUUUCAGCUGCCAUAGCUGAGGUUCCUCCUCCCAAUGGUGAAAGUUUCUUUGGACAUUCUUCUGGACGCUUUUGUGAUGGUCGCCUUAUAAUAGAUUUCAUAGCUGAGAAGUUAAAGCUACCAUAUCUCAGUCCAUACUUGGACUCAGUUGGGACUAAUUUCAGACAUGGUGCGAAUUUUGCAACCGGCGGUUCAUCCAUUAGGCCAGGCGGUUACAGCCCUUUUCAUCUCGGCAUUCAACUUUCACAAUUCAUAAGAUUCAAGUCUCAAUCCAUAGCCCUCUACAAGCAACAAAGUCCAGAUACUCAAAGACUUCCUAGGCCGGAGGACUUCUCGAAAGCUCUAUACACGAUUGAUAUUGGUCAGAAUGAUCUUGCCUAUGGUUUUCAACACGGGACAAUAGAGCAAGUUCGAGCCUCCAUUCCUGAUAUUCUCUCUCAGUUAGACCAAGCCAUCAAUAAACUAUAUAAAGAAGGGGCAAGGUUUUUUUGGGUGCAUAACACAGGCCCUCAUGGUUGCUUACCCUAUAAUGUUAUUUACGACAAAUCAAAGCCUGGAAAUCUGGACAAGAGUGGUUGUGUGAAGCCUACCAACGAGGUGGCUCAGGAGUUCAAUCGGCGGCUUAAGAACAGCGUAUCACACUUGAGGAAGCAGCUCCCUCUUGCAGUAUUCACUUAUGUUGAUGUGUAUUCAGCUAAAUAUACAGUAAUCAGCAAGGCCAAAAAUGAAGGUUUUGUGGAUCCAUUCGACUUCUGCUGUGGCAGUUACAAGGGCUAUCAUAUUGAUUGUGGAAAGAAGGCCAUAGUGAAUGGAACAGUAUAUGGCAACCCUUGUCAUAAUCCAUCAAAACAUAUUAGUUGGGAUGGUAUACACUACUCUCAGGCAGCAAACAUAUUGCUUGCAAAUCAAAUUAUCAACGGCUUACUAUCUGAUCCACCGGUUUCAAUCACAGAGGCUUGUCAUGGGUGAGCACCAUGCAAUGAAUCAAUAAUCAUCGUUUGCUUGAUUAGUAGGAUAUUUAUUUGCUAGACAAGUAAUUAGUGAUUGUUAACUUUAUUUAUCUACGAUAAUCGUUGUUUUAGCCUUCUAUCAUCACAGCUAUCUCUUACUGCUUGACAUGUUUGU